Molecule: messenger RNA, 977 nt
Organism: Kickxella alabastrina
Lineage: Eukaryota; Fungi; Kickxellomycota; Kickxellomycetes; Kickxellales; Kickxellaceae
Exons: 1
Coding region: 1-657 (218 amino acids)
Biological process (GO): regulation of DNA-templated transcription
Molecular function (GO): RNA polymerase II cis-regulatory region sequence-specific DNA binding; DNA-binding transcription factor activity, RNA polymerase II-specific
Source: RefSeq, a predicted model, not a curated record
AUGGGCUCAGGGUACUACGCGUCAGCUUAUCAGCCAUACAUGCGCACAGGCGCCAGCAACAUGGGUGGUAGCGGCAGCAGUGUCAGCGGUACACACUCAUACUAUUACUCCCAAGCACCUACCCGGUAUAUUCCUUAUGGCGCAUACCCGCCCAUCCGGCACUUUGUAUCUCCCGCGCGACCGUUCAAAUGUGAGACCUGCGAGCAAUCGUUUUCGCGAAACCAUGAUCUCAAGCGACACGUCAAGAUACACUCAGGCGUUAAGCCGCACAAAUGCCACAAAUGCGGGAAAAGCUUUGGACGCUCUGAUGCGCUGAAGCGGCAUUCCAUGGUUAAGCGUUGCCGCUCGACUAAUGGCAAUUCUGCAGCAAAGUCGACGCCCACUCCGGCGUCUGGCUCGGGAUCUAUGGGUAUGAGCGCGGGUAUGACAAUGAGCAUGUCGUCGCAGCGCCAACACCAGCAGCAGCAUCAUCAGCAACACCAGGAGCAGCAGAGCGGCGGCGGCGGCGGCGGUGGCGGCGUGAUGACUUCCAUAUCUAAUGGCUCUCGCCUGGCACCGGUAGGCACAAUUUUUGGCCAGUCUGGCACACAAUCUAUUAAUUCCUCCAACAGCUCGAUUGUCUCCAGCAUGCUGUCGUCAAGGGCCAAUGUUAUCUAAACCAUUUCUCGCAUUAGGAUGCCUUUGGUCGGAUUGGAUAUAUACAUAAGAAGGCGCCAAAAAUGAGGGAUAAAUUAUUUAUUUGACAACAAUUACCAGCCGUUUAUUUUAUUUCAUUUUCCAAAAUGGUUGUUUUCUCAUAUUUUUAUUUCCUGAAGUUGAUAUACAAAUUUUAUUGUUACUAUUUUACUUUCUUUCAAUUGCAUUUACAUUUUCAGCCAAGAAAUUUCAUAUUGUUAUAGUAAGAGGGGGGUGUGAGGAGCACUAGUUGUCUAGUGUUAAAAGUUAGGGGUGAUUUUAUAAAAGGUUUUAUUACUGAU